UUGGAGGAACAAAAAGAAGAGAACUGUAUUACGCAAAAGGUCAUUCAACAAAUAGUAACAAUAAAAGCAACAAAAUGCAGGGAAUGAGCUUGUCCAGUCUUAAAAAACACAAAGCACUUAUCCCCCUUUAUGCAUGCGUUGGAGUUGGUUGUGCUGGGGCUGUUUUCUACACCUUAAGAUUAGCUCUACGUAAUCCCGAUGUAGGCUGGGUAAACAAGAGUGAAAGGCUUUCCAAUGAAGCAUAUGCAGCAAAACAGUAUAAGUUCUACUCCCCAAAUAUUGACUAUUCCAAGCUGGAAAGUCCUGCUCCCAAAUACUAAUUUGUUGUAUAUUGUUUAGUUACAGCUAGUUUAUUUAAAAUAUAUUUACUGUAGUAGUAAUAA
Agrilus planipennis (emerald ash borer) is the source of this 383-nucleotide messenger RNA. It is a transcript of the gene ND-MLRQ, whose product is annotated as cytochrome c oxidase subunit NDUFA4. Lineage: Eukaryota; Metazoa; Arthropoda; Insecta; Coleoptera; Buprestidae. The transcript is spliced from 3 exons. The record is from RefSeq and is a predicted model, not a curated record. Bases 75 to 320 code for a protein of 81 amino acids.